CCAUUUCCCACUUUCAGAAUCAGCCUCCUUCCGCAUGGCUUGGGCCCAGCGACUCUCCUCUCCUCAAGGGCUCUCCCCUCCCUUCAACUCAAUUUCUCUUAGCCCAGCCCCCCUUCCAGACUUCGCCGCUGGAACAAUUCCCAGCAAUGUUCAAGCGCCCUUGCUUGACCAGCACCAACACUCGCGCUCCGGCUCCAGAUUAGGGUUUGCGCGACGACCAAGAGCACGCACGUGUGAAUAUUUGAAACUCGGAUGGAAGCAAGGAUGAGCGCAGCGCUCUGCUGACAUACCUAAUUUUGACACCGAAACCCUAAUUCCUGCAGCACAGUCAUGCCGAUCGGAGCAGCUGUCGCUGUUGAGCCUCGCGGCUCGGUAGGCGGAUCCCGCGGAGAUUCCCAUGCGCACGCGCACGCGCACGUCCACGUGCCGCGCGCCGAUUCGCGGCUGCUGAGCCACGUGCCCUUCGAAGCGACAGAUGACCUGGACCUGGCCCUGCAAUCGCUCCACGCGCGUAUCAAGCCGCUCCUUGCGUCGGAUAGCGAAGGCGAAGUGCACAGUCAGCUGCAGGAAAUGGUCUCGGAAGGCGCGCAGCAGCACGCUGACGUGGUCAACGGCCUCCUCUACGCAAUCCUCACCGUGUCGCACCAACCAGGUUCGCCGCCUUCGCCGCCGUCGCACGCGUCGACGGCCGCGGCGGUGCGGCUGUUCGGGAUCCUGUGCUCCGUGACGCGCGACCACCACGCGUCGCUUCUAGUGACCCUGCAGCGAUUAACGACGGAGAAGUGGGGCAAGCUCCAGGAGCACGUGCGCGCGCAGAUUAUCUGGGUCCUCCGACAGUUAGUUCAUCUAGCCGUUCAGGAAGCAGAGGCGCUUUUUCUCUGCCUCUUCCGUCAGGUUUCCGGCGGCGAUCUUAGCGUCGGGAACGUGUGGCUAGCUCGGCAGUUACUCGACGUCCUUCGCGCCAACACGCAGUGGCUGUACACUCUCCCGAAUCUCCUCGCCCUCUCGCUUUACACGUUCCUUAGGCUUCUCCCAGACCACGCGGCUAGUAAGGCUCCGACCGUCGUAGAGCUGAAGCAGCAGGAGAUCGCGUUUUGCACACAGACGCUUAGAGAGCGAUUUCAGGACUGCUUAGUGAUUGGUCGCGACUUAGUGCGACUGCUGCAGGAUGUAGCGUUGAUUCCGGAAUUCGAGCCGAUUUGGCGGGAUUUGGUGCAUAGUCCCGAGUCGAUGGGCGCGCCUGGGUUUUCCGAUUUAGCUCAGCUGUACGUCUUGCGAACGCCCACGCGUUUCAUCACGUCCCGAGUGACGCCCGAAAUGGAGUCGCAGCUUCGCUUUCUUCUCGCACACGUUCGCAUGGGCCACCAGCGGCGUUACCAGACGUGGUUUGCCACCCGGUUUCUCGCCGCCCCCGAGAGCGAAUCCCUCGUGGCGGAUUUGGUUCGCUUCGUCUGCUGCUCGGUGCAUCCGACGAAUCAGGUCCUGCAAUCUGACGUGGUGCCACGCUGGGCGAUCGUCGGCUGGCUUCUCAAAUGCUGCAGAAGCUGCCACAUGGAGGCGAAUGCCAAGCUGGCGCUCUUCUACGAUUGGCUCUUUUUCAUGCCAAAGACUGACAACAUCAUGAACAUCGAACCCGCGAUACUGUGCAUGGUCCAUUCCCUUCCCAAAUACGCCAUUAUGACCAACUCCCUCCUAGAAUUUCUCUUCCUCCUCCUAGACCACUAUGACGCGGCGCAUAGGGACCUCGUCCUCCGCGGAAUAUCCGCCUCGAUCGAUAUUUUGGUCGGCAAGGGAGUCGUUCCAAGUCUCGAGCCGCUAGCCACGAGCGGGUUCAUUCCUACGAAGCUUCGCGAGCGUCUCCAGGCGCUUUUUCCCGCGCAUUGCCGGCUCGACGCAUCCCCUCACCGCUUCUACCCGCCCUCGCCCCUGCAUGAUCCUCACAACGCGGAACGAGCUGGGGCGGCGGCAAUUCCCGGGAUAGGGGGAGGGGGGAGAGGGGGGCAAGCGCGGGGGGGCGGGAGUUUGGUGAAGUCCCCAAGCCCUUCUCCGCCGCAUUUGGCAGCGGAGCGGGACAGCAUGGGGAAUAUCGUUGGCAGCGGAGCGGGGAUAAGGGCGGCGGAGGAGCAACGGGGAUUAGGGGGGCGGGAAAUGCAGGUGGCGGAAAUCGGAGGAGUAGGCGCGGGUGCUGGCGCAAGCGGUUCUGUGGGCGAUUCUGCUGCCGCCGCCGCGGGGGGGGGCGCGGUUGGCUUAAAUGGCUCGGUUGCUGCCGCGAGGACGGGGGAAGACGUGGAAAUGGGGGAAGCUAGCGCUUCAGGGGAAGACCAGGCUGGCGGAAAAGGUUCUGGCGGAGUGGGGAAACGGGGGAAGACCGCGGAGGGCGAAGGUAUGGAACCAGGAGAGUGCGGCGGAGGGGAUAGUGAGGUGGCGGGAGGAGAGAUUGAGAAGAAGGAGCAGAGCGAGGAAAGGGAGGGCGUAGACGAGGAAGUUAAAGCCAUUGAGGGUAUGGUAAAGGGUAUGGAAGAAGCGGUGGAGGCUGGGGAGGGGGCGAAGGUCAUUAGAGGGCUAAAGGCGUUGUUGAUGGCGUUAAGAGGAGAGAACGCGGGGAGAGAGGGUGGGGGGCGGAAGGCGCAGGGGGGCGGUGAAAGGCAGGCGCACGUGAACGCACAGCGGAAGGCUCAGGGGCAAGAGGAAGCCGGGGAGGAGGGGGGAAAACAGGGCAAGAGGGGCAAGGGGCGACCCAUGGUUGAGGAGGAGCAGGAUGAAGAAGAGGCGGGGAUGGAUGAGGAUCGAUCAGACAGGAGCGCUGACUCGGAUGUGACUGCAGAAAGAGGGGCUACAGAGGGGGAGACAGCAACGGACGUGGCAAUAGAGGGGAACCAUCUAUGCGGGGAAGGCAGGAAAGAGGCGGGAGCAGCAGCAGCAGCGGCAGCAGCAGAAGCAGCAGCAGGAACAGCAGCCGGGGGAGGAGCCGACGGAGCAGCAGAAGUGGUCAAGAACGACAGCAGCAGCAGCAGCAGCAACCGGCGGGGAGUCAAGGGAGUUAGGUCGAAGAGAGCACGCAUAGCGGCGCCCCCAGAUAAAGCAGCAGGCGUACCAACAGCCAUAGCAACAGGCUCACCUACAGGAUCAGCGGCAGAACCUGUAGGUGAACCUGUAGAUCAACAGGAUCACCUGCCCGCAGCAUCACCAGCGGCAAAUUCGCCCCCUUUAGGCCGUAGUUCAGAGGGAUUGAAUAGCGGCAAUGGCACGCUAGACAUUGCAGUAGCAGGAGAUAGGCUAGCGACCGCUUUCACAGCAAAUCUAGUAAAGGCUUCCGAAGCUGCCCGCUUAGUCAGACCAGGCAAAUUUAGGUCUCCUGGGUUCAGGGCACGGGGAGUUGGUAGGAAGGGGUGGGCGCUGAUUGCCGAUAGGGUUUCGCAGAGCCUCUCGAAAGUAGGGCUUCCUCUAUUUCCGCCCUUCGCCUCCCUGUCUCCUCGUAGGUUGGACCAGCUGCUGCUGCUGCUGCCUCGAUCUCCGGCCACCUUGGGAUCUCCAGAAGGUACUCCUAGGGACGGUGGUACUGAGGGGGACGGUGCUUCUGGGAAUGGUGCUUCUGGGAACGGUGCAUCUGCUGGUGCAGCUGUUGUGAAGGUGGGGAUCGGAACGUCAUGCCCGUUUGAAGGCGCCGCGUUAUCAAGCUGGACCUCGACGCUGAUGGUUCUGUACGAGUAUGUCUUGCAGAGUGAGCGGCUGCGGGAAUGGAGGGGGGGCGAAAAGGGCCAGGGGGGCGAAAAGGGCCAGGGGAGCGAAAAGGGCCAGGGGAGCGAAAAGGGCCAGGGGAGCGAAAAGGGGAUGGAAGAUGGAGAGGGCGAGCAGGAAGGUGAGGGGACUGACAAGGGAAAGGGAAAUGGUGAGGGGGGGACUUGAACGCGCUGUUGCCAGUAGAGGAGCUGCUUAUAGCGUGGCAUGACAUGGGCAAGCCGGUUACUGCUUGGUUGCUUUGUGUGGGCGCAGCAGCAGCAGAGAAAGAGCAGCUCUGUGCAGCAGACGCACUAGCAGCAGCAGCCGGGGCUGCUGGUGAACGUACUCCAUCUGGUCCGGAGGCUGCUUCCGAACGCGCUGCUUCCGCUGAUGCGCCUUCAAGCAGAGAUACCCAGAAUGCUGAGUCCCCUGGCGAGACUAGAGGGGGGGACGGUAGAGAGGAGGGUGGGGGGAAAGACGCGGGCUCUGGGGAUGGAGGCGGGGGGGCGGAAGCAGAGGUGGUGUUUGGUUUGUAUGAGCGGCUGGCUGUGCUGUGCUGGGAAAGGGAUGAC
Closterium sp. NIES-67 is the source of this 4292-nucleotide messenger RNA. Lineage: Eukaryota; Viridiplantae; Streptophyta; Zygnematophyceae; Desmidiales; Closteriaceae. The record is from the annotation of a GenBank genome assembly.